Molecule: messenger RNA, 1887 nt
Organism: Psammomys obesus (fat sand rat)
Lineage: Eukaryota; Metazoa; Chordata; Mammalia; Rodentia; Muridae
Gene: Tcf19
Product: transcription factor 19
Exons: 3
Coding region: 693-1514 (273 amino acids)
Biological process (GO): regulation of gene expression
Cellular component (GO): nucleus
Molecular function (GO): protein binding
Source: RefSeq, a predicted model, not a curated record
UUGGGGAGGAGGAGUCUGCGCGGCGCGCGCGCCCAGGCCGCGCCCUCCGGGCGCCUUCCCGGCUGUCAAAACCGCGGCGGGAGCGAGGCGCGGGAUGCGGAGCCCCUUCCUCAGCUUACCCCGCAAGCGAGAGAGGAAAGGGUGAGGUCCGCUUUCGUUACAGGAGUUAGGGCCGGUCUGCGCCGCCCUGUGUGGGGACAGUGGCCGGCCGAGCGGGGGAGGAGAGGACUAGCAAGCUGGACCACCAGCGCCCUGGCCCCGGGUUACACUUGGGCGGGCGGGCUCGUGCCGCACGCGCGUUUGUGUAGCAGGACCGCUCCACCCCGUCUGCGCGGAGACCCCAGCGGCCGUUUAAAGUGGCUUUGCCUUGCACAGAUUGUUAAGGGAUUCCGGGGUUCAGCGGCCCGAGGAUCCGGCUUCCCAGGGGUGCCGCCGGGCUCCUGCUCGGGGUUUUGCGGCGCAGCAGGACUCUCCUGGAGGUGCUUUUCUUUAAGUCUCGUCUUGACAGCCACCACCGCGUCGCCCGUCCAGGCCUCUGGCGCCCUGCGUCUGCACUUCCCGAGCUGGCACUAACUAGACAGCUGCUGACGUCCGAUAGAACUGGUCGGAAGCCCGCGGGGUGCGGGACCCGGCAGCAGGAGGGGUGAUGAGCCGCUGAGGCGGGAGACGAGGUGCAGAGGCGCACCCCCCCCAUGCUGCCCUGCUUCCAGCUGCUGCGCAUCGGGGCCGGCCGGGGAGGUGACCUCUACACCUUCCACCCCCCGGCCAGGUCCGGCUGCACCUAUCGGCUGGGCUGCAGGGCUGACCUGUGCGAUGUGGCCCUGCGGCCGCAGCGGGAGCCCGGCCUCAUCUCUGGGGUCCAUGCGGAGCUGCAUGCUGAGCUGCAAGGGGACGACUGGAGGGUCAGCCUGGAGGACCACAGCAGCCAAGGGACUUUGGUCAAUAAUGUCCGACUCCCAAGAGGCCACAGGCUGGAGCUGAGUGAUGGUGACCUUCUGACCUUUGGCCCUGAAGGGCAAGCAGGAGCCAGCUCCUCAGAAUUCUACUUCAUGUUCCAGCAAGUCCGGGUCAGACCUCAGGACUUCGCUGCCAUUACUGUCCCUCGGUCGAAGGGAGAGGCUGUGACUGGUUUCCAGCCCAUGCUGCCCCCCCAGGGGGCACCCCAGCGGCCGCUCAGCACCCUCUCCUCUGCCCCCAAGGCCACACUGAUCCUCAACUCCAUCGGCAGCCUCAGCAAGCUGCAGCCCCAGCCCCUCACCUUCUCCCGUGGUGGUGGUGGUGGUGGUGGUGGUGGUGGUGGCAGUGGCAGGCCACAGAGCCUGGCUGUUCCCACCCGGCCUGGGGAAGUGGGACCCCCGCCUGCCCCACCCACGAGAAACCGGAGGAAAUCAGCUCAUAGAGUACUGGCGGAGCUGGAUGACGAGAGCGAGGCCUCCCUGGGCCUGUCCGUCCUUAUGGAGCCCAGGAAGAAGCUCCGCGUGGAGAAGGCCGCUGUGACGUCCAGUGGGGAAUGACCACAGGCCCGGAGAACCCUCAUGGCUGAGCUGACAAAGAGAUGGCUUCUUCCUGUCCAAGACAUUACUGCCAGGUGUAACAGCUGGACUGUCCAGCCAUAAGGAACCAGCCCUGUUCCCACACACCCCCUAUCCGCAGUUAGAGUGCUCAUCAGUCACAGAACCCAUCCCCACAAGACCGAAGGGGAUGGCUGAAGUCUUCUUAGUCUGCUGAGGCCAGCAUGCUGGCAAGGGCUGUCACUUGAAUGCCAUCAGCUAAGGCAGCCUGGAGGACUGACUGAGGCCAUGCCUAGCACUGCCACCAACUGAGUGUAUGACUAGCGUUUCAGAGCUCUGCCUUCCUUUCCAAAUAAAGACUAAACUGCUUCUUCUA